Schistocerca serialis cubense is the source of this 1313-nucleotide messenger RNA. RefSeq names its product 40-kDa huntingtin-associated protein (gene Hap40). The record is from RefSeq and is a predicted model, not a curated record. Gene Ontology annotation, cellular component: early endosome. Lineage: Eukaryota; Metazoa; Arthropoda; Insecta; Orthoptera; Acrididae. Bases 99 to 1067 code for a protein of 322 amino acids. The transcript is spliced from 7 exons. Gene Ontology annotation, biological process: vesicle cytoskeletal trafficking. Gene Ontology annotation, molecular function: protein binding.
UAGUGUAGCGUUUGACACUUGAGCAAGUGGUUGUAGUAGAGUGUGCAGGAAUGGUAGAUUAAAAGGUUUAUUUAUUUUUUUCCCCCCGCACUGGUAUUAUGGUUGAUAGUGGCAGCGGGACGAGCGACCUGUUGGCGCAGUAUAGGAAUAUAUCAAAUAAACUGAAAAAGAGAUUUCUGCGAAAGCCAAAUGUAACAGAAGCUAGUGAACAGUUUGGUGCUUUGGCAUUAAGAUGCGAAAGAGAACAACUCCCUCAGUAUGCUGGCUUGUGCUGGGCUGCAGCUGCUAGAUGUGAAGGUUCAUUGGGGAACAAUCCUGCAGAAGCCUGGGCUCUGGUACGUGCUGCCAGGCAAUUCCUGUCAGCAGAAACCAAAGCAGCAUCUCUAGGCUGUACUGGUCCUGGUGCUGAUUACCUGCAGGCUGCUGCAAGCUGCUAUGGACAUGCUGCAAAUAGAUGGCAGCAGCACCAUGCAGCUGAGCAGCCCCCUAUUCCAGGUGCAGCAGUGCUUCCUUGCCCACUUUCCACAGGAUUAGCUGUUGAACUGGGUUUAGCACUGAAAAAUGACUUGCGACGUGUGGCAGAAGCUGCUACACAGUUCAAAUUAGGUGCACAACAAACUACAAGUCCACUUGACAGACUAAGCUGCCUAGGGCAUCUUGCAUCCUGCCGAAUUGAAUUAGGUGAUUAUGAUGGUGCUUUGAAUGUAUUCAGUGAGAUGGUUCGUGUUGCAAAUCAAGGGAGUAAACCACCAAUGGGUGUAUACAGUGAUGUUCUGCACAGGUGUGAAGUGACACGUGUACUUCUACUACUCAUUCUUCAGCCUGCUGCCCAACGACUUCCACCUGAUUUGGGACAAGUGCUGGAAAAGUAUGCAUGGGAAGCUGGUGGAAAUGUACCUGUGAAUUAUCUGAGUGAAGAUGAAUUUAUUCUCCUCCAGUCAUUGGUAAUGGCCUGUCAGUCAAAAGACUGUGAAUCUUUGCAAGAGCUGGAAGCACAGUUGUGGCCAUAUCUAACAGCUGAACAGCGUGGUUUACUACGCACAUUAGUUUGCCAUAUGACUACGUGAAGGUUGUGAUUCAGGGCUGUUACCGGUUGGAUUAAUCUUCUGUAAGAAGUUCUUAAUUGUUGUUGAAUGAGGUGCUGAAUAUACUUAGCAAAAAUAAUUUGUGUGCAAGGUUGGUAUUUGCACCAGAGAAUGUAUUCAAAUGUUUAAGAUGAAAUGUGUUGCAAAAAUAUGAAAAAAUUGUUGAGUCUGUAUCAUAUUUAUUAUAGAUCAGAUCUUAUAAAUGAAUUAAAGAUAUUUUCAUAGAUA